UGAAAGCCAUGCGGAUUCAUCAGAAGGAAGCCAAGAGAUUUGCAGACAGGCUCGUGCCAGCUUCAGGGUAAUCGUCUGGUCGAGAUGAUGAGUGCUCUGUGGAUCGCUGCCUGCGGCUUGCUGCUCCUGUCGUCGUCCUCAGGAGUUGAAGGCAUCGGCGUGAACUAUGGCAUGAUCGCCAACAACCUCCCGUCCCCGGACAAGGUGAUCGCGCUGUGCAGGGCCAGGAACAUCACGGACGUGCGCCUCUUCCACCCGGACACCGCCGUCCUCGCCGCGCUACGAGGCUCGGGCCUCGGCGUCGUCCUCGGCACGCUGAACGAGGACCUCGCCCGCCUGGCCUCCGACGCCUCGUUCGCCGCGUCGUGGGUCCAGUCCUACGUGCAGCCCUUCGCCGCCGGCGGCGCCGUCCGCUUCCGCUACGUGACCGCGGGCAACGAGGUCAUCCCCGGCGACCUCGCCGCGCUCGUUCUCCCCGCGAUGCGGAACCUCGAGUCGGCGCUCCAAGGCGCGGGGCUCGGCGGCGUGGCCGUCACGACGGCCGUGUCGACGGCCGUGCUGGGGACCUCGUACCCGCCGUCGCAGGGCGCCUUCUCGGAGGCGGCGCUGCCGUGGUUCGGGCCGAUCGCGUCGUACCUGGCGUCGAGGUCCACGCCGCUGCUCGUGAACGUGUACCCCUACUUCGCCUACGCGGCCGACCCGGCGUCAGUGCCGCUCGACUACGCGCUGCUGCAGUCGGCCUCCGCGGCGGCGGUGACGGACGGCGGCGUGGCGUACACGAACAUGUUCGACGCCAUCGUGGACGCCGUGCACGCGGCGCUGGGGAGGGUGGCGGCGUCCGGCGCGGUGGACGUGGUGGUCUCGGAGACCGGGUGGCCGUCGGGCGGCGGCGGCGCCGGCGCCAGCGUGGAGAACGCGGCGGCGUACGUGAACAACGUGGUCCGCCACGUCGGGAGCGGGCGCGGCACGCCGCGGCGGCCCGGGAGGGCCGUGGAGGCGUUCGUGUUCGCCAUGUUCAACGAGAACCAGAAGCCCGAGGGCGUGGAGCAGCACUUCGGGCUGUUCGAACCGGACAUGACCGAGGUGUACCACGUCGACUUCACGGCGGCGGGAUCGUCGGCGUAGACUUUGCGACGGCCGAAGAAGCAAUGUGGAUGGGCUAAGGAGGUCGGCAUUGCAGUAUUUUGCGCGUGUUAUUAGGAUACAAUUUGUCGUAGUAGUACCCGUAGACAAUUUCUUUCAAAAAAAUCACUAGCAGACAAUAGUGCACGGAAUGAUAAUUGGCGAUGAUUAGUAGUACCAGUCGUACACUGGCAUAUAUCUUAGACUUUUUUUCAUGUUCCAUCGAUUUAGAGUUUGACUUUUUUCCAUGUUCCA
Panicum virgatum (switchgrass) is the source of this 1377-nucleotide messenger RNA. RefSeq names its product putative glucan endo-1,3-beta-glucosidase GVI. Lineage: Eukaryota; Viridiplantae; Streptophyta; Magnoliopsida; Poales; Poaceae. Bases 85 to 1125 code for a protein of 346 amino acids. The transcript has 2 exons. The record is from RefSeq and is a predicted model, not a curated record. Gene Ontology annotation, molecular function: hydrolase activity, hydrolyzing O-glycosyl compounds. Gene Ontology annotation, biological process: carbohydrate metabolic process. Gene Ontology annotation, cellular component: plasma membrane.